UUUUCCUCCAUCCAUCCUUACGGGACCACCCUACAGGGCUCGAAUGUGUAAACCCCCUUCUCAAGGUCCUUCCAGCUCUUCGAUCGCAAGGUGUCAAGAUUCUUUGGGUGAAUUGGGGGCUUACAGAGCAUGAAUUGGACACCAUCCCUCCAUCUCUUGCACGUGGCUUUAGAAAAAAUGGAAGGGGCGGGUUUGGCUCCCAGCUCCCCGAAAACUUUGGCAGAUUAUUGAUGAGAGAUGAAUAUAAUUCGGAGCUUUACGGUUCCCUUCAAGAGGAGUAUCUCGAGGGUAAGGAGGCCGGAACCGAUGUUUGGAUUCAUAAAAACAAAGGAUGAGUGGGCUGUGGGGUUACCAAAGUGGUCUAGAUCUCUAUCUUCAGGAGAAUGGGAUAAACACGCUGUUUUUUGCAGGUGUCAAUGCAGAUCAGUGCGUGUUAGGGACGCUGGUCGAUGCGUAUUUUAGAGGGUACGAUUGUGUAGUAGUGCAGGAUACUAUUGCAACCACGUCUCCGACGGGUGGGUUGGAGAAUGUUAUUUACAACGCUGGAAAUUCAUAUGGUUUCGUUACUGACACGGGAAGAAUCAUCAACGCAGUAUAUUCAUGAAAAGUCGUACCGUAAGGCAGCCAUGUGUUGGGGAGUAGUGGCGAAGAAACCAGGCAGAUACCAUCAUAAGGAGCAUUGUUACAGAUCGACUUUGUUUUGGCUUCGUACAAUCAUAAUGGUUGUG
Molecule: messenger RNA, 728 nt
Organism: Serpula lacrymans var. lacrymans S7.9
Lineage: Eukaryota; Fungi; Basidiomycota; Agaricomycetes; Boletales; Serpulaceae
Exons: 5
Coding region: 332-604 (90 amino acids)
Source: RefSeq, a predicted model, not a curated record